Molecule: messenger RNA, 2312 nt
Organism: Xylaria bambusicola
Lineage: Eukaryota; Fungi; Ascomycota; Sordariomycetes; Xylariales; Xylariaceae
Exons: 2
Coding region: 13-1782 (589 amino acids)
Source: RefSeq, a predicted model, not a curated record
GACUCCUCAGAGAUGAUGGAAGACAACUCCUCAGACUAUGAUGAUAACCUCUCCGACGAGGCUGAAGGCUUCCCUCCACGGCCCCAAUUGCCGGAGUCAGUCAAAUCCGGGGCAUUUUCCUACGAUAGCAGGAAUGGCCUACGCGUGAGCAAUUUCUCACGCGCCUCGCUGGAAGACCUAACCUUGCUCUUCCGGAAAAACGCAUCAUCAGCGCGCCGCGCUGUAGCUACCAAGCCGUGGCUUACAGCACAACUUCGUUUAUACGACAUCGCCUUCAACAAGUCAGCCAAAGUCAGCGAGCUUCGAGGUACACUAGAAGCCGCUGUGAAGGGCCGCAAGUGUGUUGAGGGAGGCCCUCCCUCGAUUGAUCUGAUAAGGCAGCGGCUUGCAACUCAAUUCGCCCAAAAGCAAGAGGAGUAUGCACAGGCCGUGAAGAAGCAUAAGCUUGAUGUAAAGAGCUGGCACAAGCAGAACUUUUCGAAGCUCAGUGACCCCAGUGCUGAGGCACGUUAUGAUAUUGGUUGGUUUGUCUCCAAGUACUUUGUGAACGAUGAUGGGUCACCAGCCCCAAAUAAGACGCCCGAGCCCGUCAUCAUCUGGGACUUGGACAAGCCUGAGUCACUGCGCCAUCGCAUUGAUGGCAUACCUGGACUGAGAGCGCGUGUCACGGGUUACCUGGCUGUCAUAGCAUGGGACUCAGCAUUCAAGAGAGGAAUUGGCGAUGCCUUUACCCUGAUAGAUCGCCCAGAUGUAAAAGGCGAUCAUCCCACGCUUGAGGCACUGUUUGAUCCAGAGCUCUUCCUAGCUAAAUACUUUCUUGAUGGCUUGCACGGCCGACCGAAGUGCGAAAAGCAAAAGAAGCCUCUCGCCUUGAAGCCUUGGUUCGCCUACGGCAACAGUAUUGAAAAGCUUAAACAAGCUGUUAAUCGCGUCCCAGAACUCUUAAUUCAAGAGACAGAAAGGCCCACAGAUGAUGCCUGGAACCGCAGUGGAAAGUGCAUAAUCGUUGGAUGGGCUAAAUCGGUGAAGAAACUGGCCCAUUCAUGGAAGUUAGACAUUGCACGAUUGGAGGACUUGGACAUCAAGCAGAAACGGCUUGACGAAGAGAAGGAGAUCAUGGCUAAAUUGAAACCACAUACGGACUAUAUUAGAGAGAAACGGCCCCUUCCAUCUGGGCCAUUUACGCUCAAGCAUCUAGUGGGCUCAUACAUGGUACAAUGCCCUCUGCUUGAGGAAGAGUACAUGUGUCAAGGCACAAUGACAUUGGACAUCCACCCGUCAACUAGCACCAACGGCACCGCGGGUGCCUUCGAUUUCGGCCUCUUAGAGGGUACUAUGCUGAUAUCGACCUCCGAGGCAUCUCUUGAGCGCUUGCGCGAGGAAGAAGCUGCACGUUCGGAUAGCGAUGAAGAAGUUUCCGACUUGGACUCCUUGACAGUGUCUGGCAAGCGCAAGUUCAAAAGCUCACAAGGAGCCACUACAAAACAUUCUAAAAAGCGACCUGGCGGCAUUGAAGGCUCUCGGAACCCUAGCCGGUUCUACUUGCAGUGGGCUGGCCUGGACACAGGCACUGGAGAUUUAGUAUUGGACGCUGACCACGAACGGACGGGUCAUUUCGACCUGGAUAGCACAGGGAUGACCGCUCAAGGCCAAUUCUUCUACCGCGGGCUCCAAGACGACAAGCCGUUCGUGUUCACACUUCUAAAGGUCGCCGAUGAGCCUAGGAAACACCCUGACGCUUGGUCGAGCUAUUGCGAAAAAGUCAGGUGGCGCCAUUGGUGAUCAUGCCAUCAUCUUCGAAAAUUGCGCCGCUGCUGUGAUGUUUCACACAUAACGUCUACUCAAUAACAUAUAACAUCUAAUCGGAAUACGGAGAAUUACCAUUGAUUUUACAGGCCAAGUGCCUACAGAAGGUCCUUGUACCACUUUCCCCUACUUAGAGCAUAAUAAACACAGUCAGAGUUGAAUAUAUGGGAAUAAUUUGUUACGGUUCGACUUUAGGGUGAAUAUAUCAGACACAAAUAUUACCUCUGCUGUAAAUGAGAUUCCGUAUGUACAGAUCCUUGGCUACAGUACGCGUACUCGUCAACCCCUAUAUCUCAUACCAAUGUAAUUCACGUUUGGGCUGGAAAGGUAAUUAUUCUAGUAGGUAAUGUUACGUACUUUGGAAAUCCCUGCUCUCCUUCGAGCUAUUCUAUAUAUUUUUACUUAGUUUUUAUUUGUAUUUUAUGUGCGUACGGCUGAAUACGCAGUUCGCCAGCGGCUAAAGACAUCAUGGGGUCCAUUCAUGAUCCUGCAGAGACAUGCAGGCG